GGCUGCUGUGGGUAACAUGAAAUCUUUGGAAACACGACCCGCAAAUAAAGUACAAAAUGGCGGGUGGCUGCGAGUGGUGUCUAAAAAGAUUUAAUUCCCAGAGCAGAAAGUACUCCGUGAUUCCACUUAAGGCAGGCACUGAGGUAACAAUAGGACGUGGUCUUGAUGUCACCGUGCAGUUGUUAUCAAGGAGGAACCAAUUGAUGUUGUCAAGAAAGCAUGCCAUCUUCAAAGAAACGGAGAAUGGAAACUGGGCUGUCAUUGAUAAUAAGAGUCUGAAUGGUGUUCAUGUAAACUCAUCACGUAUAACGGCAUUGAGGCCGCAUGUUCUUCAGAGUGGAGACACAAUACAACUUGGAGUUGUCGCUGACGGGGAAACCCAGGCAGAAUUUGUCUUCAAUUUGACUCGGCAAAGCUACUCCGAUGAAGAAGUCUCACAAAUCCUUGGCUCUUACAAAGCAAGCAAGGACAGGGGAAAUAUUGCAAGAGUAGAAAGCCGGAAAGAGAGUCAAGACUCUGAGCCCAUAGCAUGCAGGAGGACUAACGUUAAUCGGAAUGAUAGUGUGCUUCAAAAUAGGACAGAUCUGGAGGAGAAAAAGAGAAAAAUAGGAACAUGUUCACAAACAAAUGUUGAUAGGAAUGAUAGGCCGGGCACCUCUGGGUUGCCCCUCCCAAAGAGAACUAAGCUCGCUUCCACAACGGAACUGGAACUCUCUGCGAGGUUAGCCGAGCAGAAAAGAGUUGCUGAAAGGAAAGCCGCAGAGGCCGAACAACAGUUUAAUGAGUUGUCACGUAUGCUUGCUGAGCAGCAGGCGGCAAGGGAACUCCUGGAGGAGCAAUUGAAACAGAGAGAGCUUGAUAUCAAUCGGGAAAUGGAGUCUGAGAAAGAGGAGCUGGAGAACAAAAAGAAGCAGCUGCAAGAGGAGAUGGAGAAAGCCCUUAUGCUCCAGGUCCAACAGAAGGAACUAGACCUUCAAGAACAGCUGAAAAUGCAGCAGGAUGCCCUCACCGAAGAGAAACUCACCCUUGAGAAAAAGCUCAAGGCAGAGUGGGAGAAGCGGUUGCAAGACCAAGAGAAAGUACUCAAGAAGAUUCAAGCAGAUAUGCAAUCCACCCAUGAGGCGCAGGUACAAGAGAAGGAGGCUACCAUGAUGGAGCAGCUGAAGUAUCAGCGAGAGGAACUCCUCAAGGAGAAGCAGCGACUUGAAUUGAGCCUACAAGAGGAGUGGAAUAAGAAACUGGAGGAGAAGGAUAAGAGCCUCGGUAAGAUGCAAGAGGAACUCCGGACUACCCUAGAGGAGGAAAUAAGGAAGAAGGAAGAGAUGAUGUUGCAGCAAUUACAGACGCAGCGAGAAUCGCUUCAGGCUGAUAAAGCCAAAGUAGAGGAAAGUCUUCAGAAAGAGAUGGAAAGAAAGCUGGAAGAGAAGGACAAAGACCUCCAGGCUGGAUUGGAGAAUGAAAAGACCAAGUUGGAAGAGGUCAUUGCCCUCAAGGAGAGGGAAUAUGCUCAACUGCAUACUGAGCUGAUGGCAAGUCGACUUGAGAAAGAGGAGCAUGAGAUCUGUAUUCAGAAGGCUAAGGAAGAGGCACUACAGAAUAUCACUGACGUCAUGGAGAAUGAACUGCAGUGCAGUGUCUGUGCUGAACUCUUUAUCCAGGCUACCACUCUGAACUGUUCCCAUUCCUUCUGUCAAUACUGCAUCCUCUCUUGGAUGAAACGUAAGAAAGAGUGCCCCGUCUGCCGUGCUUCCAUCACCUCUCACAGUCGCUCUAUCGUCUUAGAUAACUACAUUGAUAAGAUGGUGGAGAGUCUCAGCGAAGACAUGAAGCAGAAACGGAAAGAGGUCGUCACCGAAAGGAAAAGUUUAACAGUAGGGCCUGCAUCUGGUACCCGAUCUCAUGAUUAUGGUCCAAUAGAAAUAUCCUCGGACUAUGACGACAGUGACAAUAGUGUAGAUGAAGAUGACGAAGAUGAUUCAAUCAACACGGACUACGAUCCAGGAAUAGAUGGCGAGUACUAUGGGGGUGGUACUUGCCAUAUUUGUGGUAGACGAGGUCACUGGGCGAGAGGCUGUCCUUAUUAAAAGUUUUUGGAAAAAGGAAAUGCAACUGAAAGUCCACCAGUUAGUGCCAGGUACAGCACUGGGCUGUAGUGUUAUGCUUGCUUGCUUGCCUACUUUACUUACCUGCUAAAUUCGAAUUUGCUGCCUUGAAAUCUGCUGAUACCAGACCCACGCCCAUAUGUUCAUUUUGUAGUAUUUAGCCCAGUCGUUUGAUGUCAAGAUGACAAACGGGGCACACUAUGAAGGAAAACUGCUUAGCAAACUAUUAAACAUGCUUUUGGUUUAUUUCCUCCAUUGAUAUGAACCUGCAUACAUCUCUCUGUGAAGUUAAGAUGGUGUUAUUUAGGAACUUGGCCAAUGAGGGUUUUUGGCGAACUCCCACUAUUGUUAUGUUGAAGGACUCCAACAACAUGGGAUUGAUUGUGUCUCGUAAACCACAAGUUUGUUGCAAACCUUUGCCAUGGACUCCAACCGUUCAAAGUAAACCAUUCAUUUGCUGCAGUGUAUUGAGGUUGAUAAGGGCCAGAUACAAAUACUAACAGAUUCGCUUGAGGUUUUCUUUCGCAUUCGGAGAGCAACAGGUAUAUAAGUGCUUAUCAAACGUCAGCGCAAGGGUGAACAAAAAUAAUAAUAAUAAAAACCAGUCAUCUUUGUUUGGGCUUUUUGGUUGGUAAAGCUUUGUGUUUACCAAUGUACUUAUUAUUAGGUUAGUGGAACACUGUCAGAAUUAAGGAGAUAAGUGUCGUUGGUUUUCCUGUCGCUUUGAAGAUUUUAUAUUGAUGAAAUACGUUGCUUUUGAAACCAUACUAUUUAUUUAUCAAACUACUAUGGUGUACUGCAGUAUUGACGAAUCACUUUAGGACAUGGUAUCAUUCACAGAGAUGUGAUUUUCAUGACAUAAAAGCCAUUGGACCCUUUCGGUAAACAGUAUUGUCCAAGGCCCACACUUCGUGUAUCACAACUUAUAUAUAA
Messenger RNA from Asterias rubens (European starfish), 3035 nucleotides. RefSeq names its product E3 ubiquitin-protein ligase RNF8-like. Gene Ontology annotation, molecular function: ubiquitin protein ligase activity; zinc ion binding; histone binding. The transcript is spliced from 8 exons. The record is from RefSeq and is a predicted model, not a curated record. Gene Ontology annotation, biological process: protein K48-linked ubiquitination; ubiquitin-dependent protein catabolic process; double-strand break repair. Bases 57 to 2084 code for a protein of 675 amino acids. NCBI's taxonomy places the organism in Eukaryota, Metazoa, Echinodermata, Asteroidea, Forcipulatida, Asteriidae. Gene Ontology annotation, cellular component: ubiquitin ligase complex; nucleus; site of double-strand break.